Molecule: messenger RNA, 1000 nt
Organism: Paramecium sonneborni
Lineage: Eukaryota; Ciliophora; Oligohymenophorea; Peniculida; Parameciidae
Source: the annotation of a GenBank genome assembly
AUGGUUAUGGAUUUAUUAGAAGGUAAAAGUUUACAUGAUGAAUUAAAUAAUCAUAAAAAUGGAUUCCCUGAAGAUUCAGUAAGAAAUAUCAUGUGGGUAAUUAAAUUCAGCAUACUUUAUAGCAAAUCCUUAGUGGAAUUGAAUAUAUGCAUGAUAAGUAAAUUAUGCAUAGAGAUUUAAAACCAGAAAACAUUAUGCUUAUGAGAAAGGAUGAUUUAAAUUCUCUUAAAAUUGUUGAUUUUGGUUUGGCAACAUAUUGUAAUGUAAAUAAGUAUUUUUAUAAUUUUAAUUAAUUAGAUAUUUAUUCCCUAAAUGUGGUACUCCUGGUUACGUUGCUCCAGAAAUUGCUAAUCUAACUGAUAAGACUUUUAAAUAUGAUAAAGUUUGCGAUAUUUUUAGUGCUGGUGUUAUAUUUUUUAAAUUGUAAUUUAUAAUAUAUAAAUUUAAGAUUAACAGGAAAGGAUCUUUUCCCUGGAGUUGGAUUUAAUUUAGUUUUAAAGUUGAAUAAGUAAUGUAAAAUUGAUUUAACUCCAUUGUAAAUGAAAAAAGUUGAUCCCUCUAUUACUGUAAUUUUUAUAUUAAAUUUUAGACUUUAAUAUAGAAAAUGCUUGAAAAAGAUCCUGCUUAAAGGAUUACUGCUACUCAAUCAUUAUAAGAUCCAUUUUUUAUGCCUUGUUAUCAAGAAAGUGGCAUUUAAGGACCAGCUAAAUUAACACCAUUUCAAAAAAAAUAAAUGUUUUCAACUUGUGGAAAAGCUUUCACUACUGAAUUUUAAAAUGAAAAUUAAAAAGGAAGUCCUCAAGAUAGAAUUGAAAAUAAGGGUUCCUUUGUUACAUAAGAUAAUACUUAUAGACCAAUUUAAUAAAGCCAAUAGAAAAUUAUCUAGAAACUUAAUACUACCGAAUUUAAUCAUAUUGAUCAUACUUAAAGUCCAUCUAUGGAUCAAGUAAAGUAGAAAUUUUAAAAAGGUGAUCCUAUAGAAGAAGAAGAUGAAAAAUGA